Messenger RNA from Mercenaria mercenaria, 3867 nucleotides. RefSeq names its product perivitellin-2 67 kDa subunit-like. The coding region runs from base 247 to 1170 and encodes 307 amino acids. The transcript has 3 exons. Lineage: Eukaryota; Metazoa; Mollusca; Bivalvia; Venerida; Veneridae. The record is from RefSeq and is a predicted model, not a curated record.
UAUACAGUAUGCUUCGAUUAAAGACAUGUAUGUUUUUAAUCAUAUCUUACCUGGAAGGCCUGCCUUAUUCUUAUUUCAGAACACACUUGGAUUAAUAUAUCACGUAGCGGAGCCGUUUUGUGAAUCAAAAAUAAACAUUUUACGAGGACAUUACAGUCUUUAGUUUCCUCCACCUCAUCCAAGGCAUCUAAGACAUCCGAAACUUUAUCAGGGAUAGCAAACGGAAUUAAACAGGCCUUAAGAACAAUGGUUGAACUAAAAGAAAUUGCUCAGCCGAAGAAAAAAUUCUUAAAAGUUGGUAUGCGUCAAGACAAUCGACUUCAAGAAUGUAAAGAUUCUGAGUUCAAGCAAUCUUUUCCAGACGUUGAUUAUUCAUUCCUUGGCUACAAUAUAUUUAAAGGAUUUCCACUUGCAGUCGACCACGAUCCUGGUUUUACCUACCCAAUUUUUCGAGCAAAUUACUCGUCUGGUGGGCAAACAGCUGAUUGUCGAUAUAGUGUACCACAGGGCCUAGUGAUUAUUCCAGACGUCUCAUGUGUGACGUCAUUUGCAUCUAAAACAGUACAAACAAAAUACGAGUAUUCCAAAGAAUUGUCAAUUUCAGCAAACAUAAGUGGUGGUGCGUUAGGAGAUAGCUUUUCUGCAAGUGCCGGCUACAAGUAUUCCUCUUCACAAAUUUCCUCUGGAGAAUCAGUUUUUAUCAUUUCUUUUGCAAAGUGCAGCUAUUAUUUCAUAAAACUUAUAACUGAAAAGCCUCCCAAAUUUGAUGCGGUAUUUAUCGAAUGGAUUCAAAAAUUGAAUAAUACAAAUGCAAACUCUGAAAUUUAUUUUGACUUUUUCGAUACCUAUGGAACUCAUUUCUUAAUGGAAGUAACUUAUGGCGCUAGAUAUACAUUAGAACAUAAGAUGUCAUCAGACACUUUUGAAAGUAAACGGGAACACGGAGUCAACGUAGGCCAAGAAGCUAGUUAUGCUGGUCUGUUUAACGUUGGGAGGACAUUCAGUUUUGAUGCUUCUACACGGGAAAUAGCGACGUCUUUCUUAAAGUCGGUAGAAAUUAAAACUAUUACAGUCGGCGCUGCACUACCAUCAAAUGGGGAUACAAGUACAUGGGCGUCUGAGUUUAAAAACAGUCCGAUACCAACCGCUUAUAAACUGUCGUCUAUUUGACACUUUGUUUACAGACAAAUACAUGGAUGGUUUAAAUGUAGAUAAUAAUCGUAUCCGGAAAGACGUAAACAGUAAAAUGGCUGAUUACUGUAAAUUCCUAACGGAUCAAGGACAGUUAGAUUCAUGUGAAGAGCUGAUUGGUGGCAUAGAAAUGGAUAACACAAGAUUUGUCCGCCGCUACCUUGAAAUACGCGUUUCUUCAGUUUCUGAAUGCAUUGACAGAUGUCUGCAGGAAGUUAAGUGCGAGGCAACAUCAUUUUGUUACAAUUGCAAUGUAAACAGUGGGCAUGGAUACAAGACGUCUUACUUUUACCACGGACGUGGUCAGAAAUUGUCUGCAUUUCAAGAAAAUAGGCCUUAUUUUACAUGGAAAAGUAACGUCAUCCAAGAAAAAAUGAAAACACAAUUAGAGUUAACUGACACAACGGUCAUAGGUCUUCCGCGUGGAUUUGAAAAUGACGAGGAUGAGAAAGCAAACCUACCUAGAUGUCAUGAUCUUUGUGUUAAAGAUGCAUAUUGCGUUGCUUACACCCAUUGUGUAUGCCCUAGUAAGACAAUUAUAUGUCAAAUGUUUAGUGAAGAAAGGAUCACUGGGCUCAAACUGGAAUUCGGAACACAGACAUACUUUAUUUCAUGUCGCUAUUACACUGCCGCAGCUUCAACGGAAUCCCCGACCAACACCACCCCACAUUCAACAACCACAUAACAGUAAAACUAAAUCAUGAUUCAGAUAGACAUCUUUUAUAAGAAAUGUGAACGUCACCAAAUCAUACACAGAAAUAGUUGUUUUACAUGAAAAUUUAACAGCAUAUAAAACAAGUUUUUGAACGAUUGUCAAAUUAUUGAUACAUACCUUGAAUUCUGGCAGAAAAAUGCAUCAAGAGACCACCAUUCCGAAAAAUGAAUCUCCACUUCUCAAAUACCUGUUAGAUGUGUCGAAUUUCAUUCAUUUCCUAGUGCUAUUUAACAGCAAUUUCGAAAAUUGUUUAUUUCUAUUUCUUUAUAAAUGGCAAUGUUUGCGAUGUAGUAGGAAUACUGCGUUUAAGGAACGUGGCUUUCCCUGUUUAAUGUUCAUCCUUGUUCCAACUUCCCCCAGCAUCCGACCCUUUUAUCUACCCCUUACCAUCCCAAUCAUUUUUCUGUAUUUUGCAUAUAUUUAUUUACUUGUUGUUGGAUUUUUGAAGCAACAGGUCUACAAUAUUUGUCCGUUACAGCUUCUUUUUUGUGGGCCUAUUUUGCGAUGCGAGGCUCUAUGGCUGUGUUUCCGGGAAAUCAACCCAUACCCUUUUUCUUUUAAAAGUCGGGCAACGUUUUAGAACAUUUAAGUACAGAACGGGACAGUACGGUAAAGGAUGUUAUUUUCAUUUACCAACUGUAGUGAAAAGUUCUCUCUUUUAUAGAUAAUUCAUGUCGAUUUCAUAAAAGUCAAUUUAUUCAUUUCUUUUCAAAAGUUGUUGCCCUUAAAUUGUAAUGACAAUCUGUCAAAUAUUGCAUAAGGCGGACAAUGCCAAAAAUAAUUACAUCAACGAAAAACUUUUUUUCCAGAUUUAGAGAUGUACACGUUUUACAGUAAUAUUUAUAAGACUUCAAUAUCGUAUACAAGAUUUUAAACUACCCUGAUGUUUGAACUUUUCCUGGAGUCAUUUUCCAGUUUCUAACGCAUAUGUCAAUAAAAUGACGACUCUGUAGUAGCAUAAUAAACUUGCUUUUUUGCUGUUUAGUUUUCAUAUAAAACAACGGUUUCUGAACCUGACCUUUAACAAAAUAAUAGGAGGAAAAGAAGUUAUUAAACUAUCAAAUCAGUUUAUGCGUAUAAAAUAUCAGUUUAAUUUUUAGCUGACUGCGAGUUUCAGAUUAUAUGCCCAGGAUAACUAUAUUACACAUUUUGUUGUAUUUUAAGAAUGAAUGCUUUGGAUGGAUUUGCAAACCACUUAAUCUUUAUGUUUAAUUCAAUAUAAUACAGCUGCGCAUAUAUGACAGAAAGUAUAAUGUUAUAACAAAUGCAAAUCAGUCUAGAUAAAAUGAAUAAGAAUGUAAACAUCUUUCUUAAAGAAGCGUAUUUAAACAAAGCGCGGGAAAUCAACACAGGUAAACAAAAAGGAUAUAUUGACGUUUCAAAGACGCACAACAACAAACUUCCUGGUUCGUUUUAUCAUAAAUUUCGUAGCGUAACGUUUUUUCUGUCGUAAACUAUCUUAUUUUGAAUAGAGAACUAUACUAAAGGAUUAAAGCUUUGUGUACAAUAAGGAAAUAACCAAUACAAACAUAUACGAAUAUUUAAGGCAGAGUUUUCUCCCUCGGUGUAUUGGUGCGCUACACCGGACGCCUUGGGGAUCACGGUCUCCUUACUUGGACGGAAACAUGUUUCCUUUUAAGUAAGACUAUGAGUCUGAACUUAGAUUAACAGCCAAAAGAGUGCACGCUAGGGCGAUCCAUGUAGCGUUGUAUUUGGCAUCUCUGGCACAAUCCUCAACUACAAACAGUCCCAUUAGAGGGAAGUAUAUGUACGUGUUUGUUUCGUAUGCCGUUUUAAAGAAGUGAUGAACUUUUGAAAAUAAAUAGAUUUGACAAUAUUUAUCACUAUUGUAUGUGUUCAUAGAGUCGAGUUAAUCGGACAAGUAUCGUGACGGGGCUUGGAUCCUCAUAGCUAGAACUGGUAUUGUACUUUCCCCAGUUCUCUCUCUCUCUGUGUGUGUG